UCUUUAAAUGGACACACGGCACUGCGAAAGCAAAACCCUAGAAUAGGCCCAUUCUCUCUCUCUCUCUCUCUCUCUCUCAAUUCACCCAAAAUCAUCAAACAAUACAACCCAUUUUUCGCAUUUCCACAACAAAAAAUCUCUCUUUCUCUUUCUCUUUUUUCAUGUUUUUGUUUUUCGUACUGCAGGUUUAGAUAGAAAUUAAAGAAGGCUUUCUUUGUUUUUGAUUUGUUGGCGUUGUGGGUUUUGCUUCGAUUGUGUGUUUCUUGUUUUUUUUUGGUUUUGUUUUCUCUAAUGGUGGUUGUUUCUGUGUUCUCAUGAAAUUAGGGUUUCGUCCUAAGUAAGUGUGGGAUUUUUCGCAGACUCGAACAUCUCUGUUGAGUUUUUGCUAGAAAAGGAACAGGAAUUAUGAAGACGCAAUCAUCGUAUCCGGUCCUUGACAAUCGACCGAUUGAUCAGUGGAAGGUGACAGAACUAAAAGAAGAGCUUAAGAGACGGAAAUUGGUGACAAAGGGGUUGAAAGAUGAUUUGAUAAGACGCUUGGAUGAAGCAUUGCGAAAUGAAAAUGAUUCUGCUAAGGAAGAUAUAGAUAAUGGUCUUGAUGGUACUCCCCCACCUGUGAUGGAGACUGGAGAUGCAGGGACAGUACAGGUUGUUUCUGAAACAACUGUGGACAUGAUUGAUCACGGUAAUAACAGAAAUGAGGUGGAUUGUGCAAUGGAUCAGGCUCAUGUUGAUGAUACUGCAGUGACUUUGAGUGAAGGGAAAGUUCAAGAGGAAGAAACAGGUGGUAUUGAUUCUGCUACGAACGAGGAGAUGGUAGUUCAUGCAACUUCUAAGGAAACUAGCAUGACAGUGAAUGAGAAUGUGGUAUCUGAAAUAGCUGUGAAUGUACAAGAGUCAGAGAGUGUGGUAUCUGAAGUAGCAGUGAAUGCACAGGAGUCAGAGAGUGUGGUACCUGAAGUCGCAGUGAAUAUGCAGGAGUCGCAGAGUGUGGUAUCUGAAGCAGCAGUGAAUAUGCAAGAGUCACAGAGUGUGGUAUCUGAAAUAGCAGUGGAUGUGCAAGAGUCACAGAGUGUGGUAUCUGCAAUAGCAGUGGAUGUGCAAGAGUCACAGAGUGUGGUAUCUGAAAUAGCAGUGGAUGUGCAAGAGUCACAGAGUGUGGCUUCUGAAAUAGCAGUGAAUGUGCAAGAGUCACAGAACAAUGACUCCCAGAAUGAGAGGGGAGAUUCGAAAUCCCAGAUGGAGAAUGAGGACAUAAAGCCUCAUGAGGAUGUCGGACUCAACUCUUCUGAGCCUAACAACCAGGUAUCUGAGGUCAGCACUGUUUUAGGGUUUCAAGUAAAAUCUGAUUCUAUUUCUAGUGAUUGUGUCUCAAUUAAUGAAAAAAAUGAACUAAAGGAUAAUAUAAUUGCUGAUAAUGUCAAAUUAGAACUAGAUGUUAAGCCUGAGAUGGUCCUGCCAUCAUCAAGCAAUGUUCUCCCAGUUCCAGAUGGUGGCAAACUGCAUCCAGUGGAUGUUGAAGAGCCAGUCCCAGAUGGUGGCAAACUACAUCCAAUGGAUGUUGAAGAGCCACAUUUUAACAAGGUACAAGUUGAGGAGAGAGAUGACAAGGCUGAUAAUGCAGAGAUGAGCAAGAAAAAUGAUAUUGCAGAUGUGAUUUCUUCCGAAAAGUUAAAUUUGGACCGAAGUUCUGGUGAUGAUUCCAUGGAGGAUGAUGCAUUGGAGAGUAAACAAAUAGAUUCCAAGUAUAAUUUGGAUGAAGUGGGUGAUAGGAGUGAGAAAAUUGAAGUGACUAUGGCAAAGGAGGAAGCUCCUGUAGAUGUUAUGCAAGAUGAUAUUCAUGUGGAGAAGAAAAACAUUCAUGAUGAAAACAAGAAUGUCUCUGCUGCAACCACUGUGAAAAGAAAGAUUCAUGAUCAAGAAGUUGUUGGGAACAAUGAGACUUCCAAGAGGCAAAGGAGGUGGAAUUCUGAAAACCUUAAAGUUCCUGAACCUCAAAGCAACCUUACAUCUUCUACUACACCUAAGGAUAUGUUCCCAUUGAAGCGCAACUUCUCUAGAUCGGACUCUACAGCUAGUGACGAUGCACCUAAGGAACGUGUUGUUCCACCUUCGCCAAAGCCUCCUACCAAUUCUCUAAGAAUUGAUCGUUUUCUGCGUCCAUUCACCCUAAAAGCUGUGCAAGAACUUCUAGGAAAGACUGGUUCUGUUACCAGUUUCUGGAUGGACCACAUCAAAACCCACUGCUAUGUCACUUAUGCUUCUGUGGAAGAAGCCAUAGAAACUCGAAAUGCUGUAUACAACGUACAAUGGCCUUCUAAUGGAGGACGCCUUCUUGUGGCUGAGUUUGUCGACCCCCAGGAAGUGAAAGUGAGAGUGGAGGCUCCUCCUCCUCAGUCACCAGCAACACCUGUCAGUACCGGGCCCACCAUUCCUCCAGCUGCUCCACCCCCCUUGCAGCCCCAACCUCCUUCCCGGCAGCAGGUUCAGCGGCAGCAGCUCCCACCUCCACCUCCUCUUCCACCUCCGCCACCUCUGUCUAACCCUCCUCCGGCAAGGGAACGACUUCAACUUCCACCCCCACCUCCGCUGCCCGAGAAAGUUGAUCCUCCAAUCGUCACUCUGGAUGAUCUCUUUAGGAAGACCAAAGCGAUCCCACGUAUCUACUACUUACCGUUGUCUGACGAACAAGUUGCGGCAAAGUUAAAGUCGCAGGAAAAAGGCAUCAAGCAGUAGGGAUUAGGCUGUAACUUAAACUCAGCCUCUGCUAUUCGGAUUUUCUAAAUGGUUUCGUCAGUACGUAAUAUUAAAUGGUAAGAAAGUAUCAUAUAAAUUGCGUCUUUGCAGGUCUGCUGGUGGUGUUGCUUGUAGGGAAGAACUGUUCCCGGCAAAGAUGGUACGGAGGAGCAGGUUCAAGUUCGGUGAUGGAUUUUGGGUUUUUUCUCCAAGAGUGCUUAGGGUUGAGACUGAGUUUAAUUUAGGUUUAGAAAUGAACCCCACAAAUCGUUAUUUCUCUCUUUGUGAGUGGAUUGGAACUCAACAAUGGUCUCUGUUUUCAUCUUUUCCUAGAGGUCCUACUUUAUUGGAACUUAAAUUGCUACUUUUUAACUGAUGAGUCUUGGCAUAUGGAUCAUUAUGGAUGAUGUUGGGAAUUAUUAUUGGGCAGUGCUGUAGCUUAGAUGAUGGUUCUUAGUAUGAUGAGGAGCUAUGUCAUGUAAAAUCUCCAUUAUUGUUUUUAUCAGAGAAUAGCAUCUUCUAGUUAGAAAAACCAAA
This is a messenger RNA of Camellia sinensis, 3273 nucleotides long. RefSeq names its product SAP domain-containing protein. The record is from RefSeq and is a predicted model, not a curated record. Gene Ontology annotation, molecular function: nucleic acid binding. NCBI's taxonomy places the organism in Eukaryota, Viridiplantae, Streptophyta, Magnoliopsida, Ericales, Theaceae.